AUGUCCACCUGUUAUCCUGAACCAGGCUCUAUCCAGAUAACAGCUGGGGAGAAUCUAGUUCUUGAAUCUUACUACAGCAGUACUCAAAAGCACACGGGAGUUAUGGGGAUUUUCUACGUUUUGGUUGCUGAGCGAACACCAAAUCCCACGAAUUUCUUGCAUUCUCCGAUUCAUAUACAUGAGAAGAUGAAAGUAUCCGCAUCUGCUUUAGCAAUAGUAGCUCUGUUAGGACUGGCAGUAGUUGCUCUUGGCCUGCGUCAUCGACUGAAGAAGGGGAGAGAAGAAGGCUAUGAACCAAUAAUGGCAUAGAGCUGUAAUCCUGUUAAUUUCCAUAUCUUUGCAAUGCAUCUAUAUAUAUAUGAAACAUGCCUUGUUUGCUCCAUGAAUGGAUGCAAAAUAGUCCAACUACAUAUAGCAACCGUAUCAAUGGAACUCGUUGUCUUCUCUAGUGGAGCCACAGAGAUCUAUACAUCAAUAAUUUGUCUGAGUAAUUGGAAAUUAUUCCUACUGCCAUGGCUUCCAA
This is a messenger RNA of Populus trichocarpa (black cottonwood), 523 nucleotides long. RefSeq lists its product as uncharacterized. The record is from RefSeq and is a predicted model, not a curated record. Bases 1 to 309 code for a protein of 102 amino acids. NCBI's taxonomy places the organism in Eukaryota, Viridiplantae, Streptophyta, Magnoliopsida, Malpighiales, Salicaceae. The transcript has 2 exons.